UAACAAAACAGUUGAACAAAGUUAAAGAGCUAAUAAAUGAGUUCCCGCAGACCAAUUCAGAGGAACAUGAUAUAAUUAAGAUGGCUGAAACAAUACGAGCUCAGUUUAAGAAGACCUGUGCUUUAUUAAAAAUAUCAUCAAGCAACCCAUAUGAAGCUGGGAUAUCUUUUUAAUAUAUUCAAUACUUCCAAAAUGGACUCCAAAAUAUACAAAAUUCAAAAGCAUCUUGACAGAAUCAUAAAAUAUCUUAAGCCACAUUUACCAUUAGCUAACUGCCACAUGGUGGAAUUUUUUACCGAUUCACACUGGGAGAGGCUGCCAAGCAAUUUAAGGGUAUAUUUAGAUGGUACCAAAAUGAAUGAUGCUGUAAAUAUGUUCUGGAAGGCUGCAGAAAAUGUACAGAAUGAUAGUUGUGAAAUAUCAAAAUGGGUGACCCAAGCACAUGCCCAUUGCAUACAUAUAAAUAAUGAUUACAUAAUUUCACCUGAGAAACUAAAAGACUACAUAAUAUCGCGACGCGUUGAUCUUCAACCAGAAAUUAAAGUUUCUCAGUUUAUGACUUCCAAAAAAAGCUACGAAGUGCAAACAAUGUCUCCUUAUGUGGCAUCCCUACACAAAGCAUGUUCUACAACCCACUGUAUUGAAGCCGGUGGAGGCAAAGGCAAUUUAUUAGUCGCAUUAUCUCUCGGGUAUAAUAUACCCAGCCUCACUGUGGACUGUGAUGAAAAAACACUGAGAAAUGCAGAAAAGCGGGUGUCAUAUAUGCGGAAACAAUGGAAGGCCAUAGCCAAAAAGAUUAACAAUGGUACUGAAGAAAUGAUAUCGGGAGAUAUAAAUACAGAUUGUCAUAGAUUUGCCAAAGCUUUUAUAACUAAGGACACUGAUUUGACGCAAACUGUCAAACAGGAGUUUGGGUGUGAUAAAGUGAAUGGCUUAUUAACUGGUCUCCACACUUGCGGGAACUUAGGUCCAGAUAGCUUACGCAUAUUUGCUCAAAGCCCUAACAUGGGCGCAGUGUUCAACGUACCAUGCUGCUACCACCUCUUGAGUGAAACAGUGGAUGGUGGUAUGCUGGAUGUGUUCCAACGGGAGUACGGUGGUUAUGUGGAUGGUUAUGGAUUCCCUAUGUCGGAGUAUUUGAGAGAUUUCAACAUCGGACGGAACGCACGUAUGCUCGCUUCACAGUCCAUUAACAGAUUUGCGGCGCAAAAACAACUUCCCGAUAUAAGCUUAUUGUAUAGAGCUGUACUUCAGACAAUAAUAAAGAAGCAUUUACCACGAGCUUCCUUAUCAGAAAGAAAAUUGAAAGGACUCUCAACGAAAUGUCAAAAUUUCAACGAAUAUUUCAAAAUGGCGGACGAAAAAUUACAACUUGGACUUUUUGACACCUGUCAAAGUGAAACUGUUGAAUAUACAGAUGCAAAUAUGUAUUGCCAGUGGAAAAAACUUGCGUUAUUCUAUAUGAUGAGACUGUGCUUAGCUCAGGUUAUAGAAAGUGUUAUUCUUUUAGAUAGAUUGUUGUUUUUGUACGAAAAUGGGUAUAAUGAUGCGUUUAUUGUGAAGCUGUUCGAUCCGAUCCUAUCGCCAAGAUGUCACAGUAUUGUUGCAAUUAAAUGAUAUAUAAUAAAGUUAUUUUAUUAUC
This is a messenger RNA of Zerene cesonia (dogface butterfly), 1642 nucleotides long. Its product is annotated as methyltransferase-like protein 25. Bases 151 to 1617 code for a protein of 488 amino acids. The record is from RefSeq and is a predicted model, not a curated record. The transcript has 8 exons. NCBI's taxonomy places the organism in Eukaryota, Metazoa, Arthropoda, Insecta, Lepidoptera, Pieridae.